Molecule: messenger RNA, 1620 nt
Organism: Penicillium waksmanii
Lineage: Eukaryota; Fungi; Ascomycota; Eurotiomycetes; Eurotiales; Aspergillaceae
Product: putative carboxylesterase
Exons: 2
Coding region: 1-1620 (539 amino acids)
Source: RefSeq, a predicted model, not a curated record
AUGUCUGUGUUUAUGGUGUUGCUGGUCAUUGCCGGCGUCGUGGCCGGAGUUCUCACUUCUUCGCACCCGCUGCCCAAGUCAGCUAUUGUUGACCUUGGGUACGCGCGCUAUCAAGGGAGCUCAUUAUACAAUGACGUGGAUCAGUAUCUGGGCAUGCGAUUUGCGAAGCCACCCCUAGAUGACCUUCGUUUUAGAGCUCCAGAAGACCCGGAACACUCUUCUGAUGUUCAAGAUGCAUCCGAAACUGGCCCCAUUUGCGUCGGAGUAGGACAGUCGGUCAGUGAUUCAAAAUCCGAGGACUGCUUGUUCAUCAACGUCUUCAAACCUAAGCAUGCGUCGUCAAAUUCAAGUCUGCCCGUGUGGUUCUUCAUUCAAGGAGGCGGGUAUGGAGACGAUGCCAACGCCAAUUUCAACGGCAGUGAGGUUGUGGAAAACUCUGGACAGGAUAUCGUCUUCGUGAACUUCAAUUAUCGCGUCGGCGUCCUCGGAUUUCUUGCUAGUGAAGAGGUCCGCCAGAAUGGCGAUCUCAACGCCGGCCUGCUUGACCAGCGGAAGGCGCUUCUCUGGGUGCAGAAGUAUAUUCACAUAUUUGGUGGAAACCCCGAUCAUGUGGUUAUUCAUGGUGAUUCCGCCGGUGCUGGUUCAGUCGCGCUUCAUCUAGCUGCCUACGGUGGUGAGAACAAGAAUCUGUUCGUUGGCGCAGUGGCCGAAUCCACCUUCUGGCCAACACAGCGAACGGUCGCAGAUAUGGAAUUUCAGUAUGAGCGCCUUGCGAAGCAGCUCGACUGUGAUGAUUCAGAUAAUGUUCUUUCUUGUCUUCGAUCGGUCGAUAUCGACAGCAUUCAGAAAUACGACGUCGCAUCGCCAUUUCCUAACGGAAGCGAUACCCCGGCACCACUAUGGUAUUUCCUGCCCGUGUACGAUGGCGGUCUUGUCAGUGAUCUCUUGUAUAGCUCUUUUGAGCAGGACAAGAUCAUCCAUGUUCCACUUAUCGUUACGGAUGAUACCAACGAAGGAACGGACUUUGCGUACAAUGCGACCAGUGCAGACGAAGUAUCGCAGUUCAUAAAGAACAAUUACCCAAAACUCAACGACACUCAACUAAAAGCAAUCAAUAAGGCUUACCCAUUGAUGGAUCCUCUUCCCAAGCAUGCGGCAUAUUUCCCCUCUGCUGCUGCGGCAUAUGGCGAGUCGACCUUCACCUGCCCCGGGAAUAUGAUGACAGCUAGCAUGUCAAAGUAUUUCUCCUCCGAAAAGGUCUGGAACUAUCGUUUCAAUGUGCGAGAUAAGACGGAGAUCAGCCAAGGCAAAGGUGUUCCUCAUGUCCUCGAUCUACCUGCCAUCUUCGGCCUGGGACAAACCAGUGCGCCUUCUUUAUCUUUCGCAAACACCAACUCGAAGAUCGUCCCCAUCACCAUGGACUACUACCUCAGCUUUAUCAAGACGCUGAACCCAAACACCCUGAGAAACCAAGAUGCGCCCGAGUGGGAAAAUUGGGGGAACGGUACCGGACAAAGGUUAAAGCUCCAGACCAACAAAACUGAGAUGGAAAUGGUUCCUAAGUCGCAGAUCGAAAGAUGCGCGAUGUGGAAGAAUUUCUCGGAUAUUCUGGAGCACUAG